Messenger RNA from Alternaria infectoria, 3258 nucleotides. RefSeq lists its product as uncharacterized. The transcript is spliced from 4 exons. Gene Ontology annotation, molecular function: prenylcysteine oxidase activity; metallopeptidase activity. The record is from RefSeq and is a predicted model, not a curated record. NCBI's taxonomy places the organism in Eukaryota, Fungi, Ascomycota, Dothideomycetes, Pleosporales, Pleosporaceae. Gene Ontology annotation, biological process: prenylcysteine catabolic process; prenylated protein catabolic process. Bases 1 to 3258 code for a protein of 1085 amino acids.
AUGGCGCUUUCGAUCUUUUGCGCUCUACUUUCGCUUCUCGCUACACUCACUUGCGCGUCUACCAACGACCGUCAAACAGGACACCAAGAUGCACCUGGAAAGGAGACGAGGAUAGCCAUCAUCGGCGCAGGGCUCAGCGGCUCUAGUACAGCGUACCAUUUACGCAAGAAUGCUCCUCCGGACCAACCACUCUCGAUCACGAUCUUCGAAUCUAGCGAAAGCAUCGGCGGACGAGUCGCUUCAUUCCCAGUACCGGAUACCCAAAACCGGACCAUUCUCGAAACCGGCGCUGCCAGUUUCUUUACGGACGAUACAUGCAUCACGCAAAGCGUUGAGAAGCUGGGUCUGACUCUCCUAGACAAGAAAGGUUGCUGGUCGCUUCUGGGAUGUCUCUACAACCCAUUUAGAAGAACAGGCAUUUGGAACGGCAAGGAAAUUAUCGGCAAGCCAUUGCUUGCUUUGAGACUGAGCGAAUGGUUAGAUGAGCACGGUCUGCUCUGGAUUGUGAAACCAGUCGUAUGGUCCAACAACAUGUCCGUAUGGAAUACCUUGCGUCUCCUCCACUGGAACGAUCUGAAGUUAGACCCUGGGCUGCAGGCCUCGUGCGACUUCACGUCUCCAUCGAUUUGGAGACGUAUCCACAUGCGUUACGAGUACGGCAGCUCGCCUGCACUCUUCCGGCGAGCGGUCCAUACUACGACUGAGAGAUUCCAGCAUUUUGGACGUACGAACCGAUUCAGCGACGUUGGUGAAGAGCUCAGAAGGGUAGGUCUGCAUGGCGACAUCGCAAAACUCUCCGCUGCGGACUAUCUUACAGGCCUUGGUAUCAGCAAGCUAUUCCAGAUCGAGGUCAUCGAGCCAUGUGUACGCGCGCGCUCCUUUCUUGAUCUAACGCAGGUUAGUGCUAUCGAUGCGAUGAUGGCUUGCAGAGAGUCAAAGGAAACAUCUUUAGUUGGUGGCAACAUACGGCUUGUAGGCGCAAUGAUAAACGCCUCACUAGGGGACUUGCAACUGCGAAGCGAGGUAGUUGGAAUUGAACAUGGCCAAGAUCGACGAUACAAACUCUCAAUCGCGGAUGCACCAGAUGUCACAUUACAUGAAAACCACGAGUUCGAUGUAGUCGUGCUGGCGGGUCUGGUUCAUGAGAGUCCACUACCUGACAGCCUCCAAAAUCUAGGCUCGCUGCCGAAGAACCUCUUAUCACCACCAAGUUAUACCUCAGCGCACGUUACCUACUUUGCUACGGAGCAUGCCUUCAGACCGGAAUAUCUCAACUUAUCCGCUGACUUCGACAUCCCAGACCGCCUUCUAACGACAUCCGCAGAGUCCAGCCUGAUCUCGCUAUCUAUGUGGGACGAUAUGGGCUUUUAUUGGGAAGACCGACUUCGGCGCAAGGAGCCUUGGGUUGAACGACCUGAUCAUUACGACAGCGAUGAAUGCGGGAACCGUAAGUUUGAAUACGAAAACCUAUACCGUGUAGUGUCUCUAGAGUAUAUCUCAGAAGGCGAGCUUGCUGCAAUGAUUGGAAAGGAUUGGGAGGAGGGACAGAAUGCGACGGACAUCGGGUUCAGCUGGGUUCAUCGACAAGAAUGGAGCAAAGCGUUUCCGAAAUUUGGUGACGGCAGGGGUGUGACAGGAGACAUUCAGGUAGCGGAGGGUGUCUUCUGGCUUGGUGGUGGGGGUGAAGUUACGUCAUCACUUGAGAUGAGUUGUAAGAUGGGAAGGAAUGUUGCGUCCCUGAUACAGGACCGGGCAACGACAACAAGUGCUGGUCAUGGCGAACUCACCGGUCACAACCAACCCCUAGACAAGCUCGCGACGAUGCAUUCCUCCAAGGUACUGCUGGCCCUCUUCUUCAGCCUCCUGACGUCUCUCUUCCAAGUUUGCAGUGCACAGAACGUUGGUAUCGAGACUACCCCCAUAUUCAAGAACUCGCAAUGUAGUGCAGAACAAGAGCGUAUCAUCCGUCAAGCGUGGUUGGAUGGCGUAAUGCUCGCUAAUGCGGCCUUUGACGAUAGCGACGAACUCCUUCCGAAUACCGGCGGCGGGCACAAGAUCAUCAACUUCGAUACUCGAGCGGCAAUUGAAUAUUGGGGUCCACCGAGCGAAAACCUUGGAUACCGACAGCGAAUCUAUGAUACAUUUUACCGCGCCACUCAAGCGUCAUGGGGGCGGGGUUGGGCCGACUGGUGGUUUGAACGCUAUAUCGAAAUGCACUGCGACGAUCCGGAGCCGAAACAGUGUGACGAUUCGACUUCUGCUUACUACAUGCCCACGAAAAAAGGUUCGUGGACAUACGACGGUAUCAACUUUUGCCCGGCAUUCUUCUCCACUCUCAAGGACCACGCGGAAUUGGAGAAGAGAAUCAUCGCCGACCCGACUGGCCAAUUAAGGCUAAACACCAGGAAUAUGCGAAGCAGAGCCUGCACCGCUCUCCACGAGUUACUACAUGUCAACGACUCCAAGACGGAAAUCUGUCAGGGGGGAUGUCACGACACCAAGCAAAUGAUAGGCGGCAAGGCAAUCUUCACGUACAAGUCUGGCCGCGCAAAACUACUGGCGGCGAGGGACGUUCAAGCUGCGGCCGAAACCAACGACAACUAUGUCUAUUUUGCCAUCGCGCGGUACAUGCAAAAGAAGUUUGGGGUCUACCCCGCGUAUCCACGCAUAUGGAGUCCUGCGAAAACGAAGGGAGAGAAUCAGGCGAUUGAGAACGGCGAACCGGGCGCCCCAAGCCGUUACAAUAUGGCGUUUGAGUUGGAAGAUGUCGACCUCGAUGGCGGCGCCGGCGAAGCAAUUUCGGAUAAGCAGUACAAGACGUCGAUUUACCCGGAGUGGUACCAACAAGACUCACCCGUUGAGCCUGACUUUGGUAAACUCGCCUUCUCCCACCCUAAUAUAGACGACGUUGUUUGCCAGACUACGAGCGAGUCUGCGCAGUACGACGAUUGUGUAGCCGCCUUUGCGACGCUGGAGGGUCUCGAUCGGAAUAAGGUGCAGCUGGUUCACAAGAGGCCCGGCGAAAGGUGGUGGGCGAAUGUGGUAACGACGUGUGCGGUCCAAGUCCACUACAAGGGCGACUGGUCAAAGUGCGAGGCUUCGCUGUCGGACAUAUGGGCUCACGCUAAGGAUGUAUUCGAGGGGUGCCAUGGUGAGUAUGGGACGGUGGGCGGCUAUGUUCCUUUCGGCGUGCCGAACUGCCCUGCGACGAUUGAUCUCGUGUCUAGUCGUCAGUGGCGCAAUCCGGAUCCGUUCUAG